Messenger RNA from Coffea eugenioides, 628 nucleotides. RefSeq lists its product as uncharacterized. The transcript is spliced from 3 exons. The coding region runs from base 45 to 428 and encodes 127 amino acids. Lineage: Eukaryota; Viridiplantae; Streptophyta; Magnoliopsida; Gentianales; Rubiaceae. The record is from RefSeq and is a predicted model, not a curated record.
UGGAACAACAAUCCCAGCGCCCGCUGCAGCAUCCCGGUUCGGGCAUGAGGGCUGUAUUUCUGGGAAACCCCAAUAUUAAAAGGGAAUGUGCUGGAACUGGUGUUUUCUUGCCCAGAAGAUUCGGAACCCCAGCUGUAAGCCGCAAGAAGUCAGGAUGUUCGACGGUUUUACUGCCGGACAGAGUGGUCCAAACCUUGAAUUUGAAUUUGAAUUUGAACAAGGAGGGUGUGGAUGUUCCGGCUCAGCCCGCAUAUAAUGCGGGUCGGGCCUCUGAUUACGAUGCGGGAGCUUUGAGAUAUAGAAAUAGUAGUAGUAGUAGUAGUGUGGGGGGGAUGGGUCAUCAACAACAGAGGGGCGGAUUGAGACAGCAGGCGGCAGUGAUGAACCAAGUCCCAGAGCUCAGACUUCCUCAGGAGUGGUCUUACUGAUAGGAAUUUCAGAACCAUUGCAAUUCAUGGCAUUUUUAUGGGAAAAACGGGGAUAUGUUUUGUUUUGUUUUGUUAGUUGUUAGUGUGGGAUGGGAUAGGGGGGUGAUUUUAGGAUAGGAGAGGAAAAUACUUUGAAAGAAAGGAGAAAAAAGAUGAAGGUGAUGAUUAUUUAUGAUAUACUACUUACUACUAUUAUUUUG